ACUUGUAUAGUUUAACCUUUCUCAUUGAAAUCAAAAUGAUGCGUUUAAUAUUCUUGCAGUUACUCAUGCUACCGCAACCUCCUUUCAGGCCAACAUAUUACACACUAGUUAUUAUCGACCUCUGUAAGGCUCUUCCUGGAGCCUUUCCUGCAGUAGUUGCUGGUGCUGUACGAGCUCUAUUCGAGAAAAUUGCUGAUUUAGAUAUGGAAUGUCGAACACGGCUCAUCCUUUGGUUUUCCCACCACUUAUCAAACUUUCAGUUCAUCUGGCCAUGGGAAGAGUGGGCUUAUGUCUUAGACCUGCCAAAAUGGGCUCCACAACGUGUAUUUGUUCAGGAGGUUCUGGAGAGAGAAGUUCGUUUAUCCUACUGGGACAAAGUGAAGCAGAGCAUUGAGAAUGCCCCUGGCUUAGCAGAGUUGCUUCCUCCCAAGGGGGCACCAAAUUUCAAAUUCAGUGUUGAAGAAACCAGUGAAGGAAAUGGACAACAUGCACUUUCUGUUGACCUCAGAACCAUGGUAAAAGCGAGGGCAUCUGCCCGUGAAAUGAUUGUAUGGAUAGAGGAAAGUGUGUUUCCUGUUCAUGGGAUGGAAGGUACCCUCAAUGUGGUUGUGCAAACUCUUCUCGACAUUGGAUCUAAAAGUUUCACUCAUUUGAUUACCGUAUUGGAGAGAUAUGGUCAAGUCAUUGCAAAACUAUGUGGUGACCAGGAUAAGCAGGUCAUGCUGAUAACUGAGAUUGAUUCUUAUUGGAGGAACAAUUCUCAAAUGAGUGCUGUUGCAAUAGAUAGGAUGAUGGGCUACCGACUUUUAUCUAAUCUGGCCAUUGUCAGAUGGGUCUUUUCUCCAGCAAACAUUGAGCAGUUUCAUCUAUCAGAUCGUCCAUGGGAGAUUUUAAGAAACACAGUUAGCAAGACAUAUAACCGUGUAUGUGAUCUAAGGAAGGAGAUUUUGUCUCUGAAAAAGAGUAUUGUAUCAGCUGAAGAAGCUGCAGCAACGGCAAAAGCAGAGUUAGUGGCUGCUGAAUCAAAGCUUUCACUUAUGGAUGGUGAACCUGUUCUUGGGGAAAAUCCUGUGAGGCUGAAGCGCUUGAAAUCGUAUGCUGAAAAGGCAAAGGAGGAGGAGUUGUCUGUACGUGAAUCUUUAGAGGCUAAGGAGGCUCUUCUAGCUCGAGCCCUUGAUGAAUUUGAGGCAUUGUUCCUCUCCUUGUACAAAAACUUCCUGAAUGUGUUGACAGAACGCCUGCCAAGUGCAUCCACAUGUGUUACAUUGCAGGGAUUGAAGUCAAUUCAUGCAGAUUCUAUGGCAGUCGACGUUGAGGAAUCGUCGGCAAUGGAGGUAGACGAUGAGAAUGGAAGACCUAAGAAAAGCCAAUUGAAUGGUGGGAGGAUGAGUAGUGUAUAUAAUGUAGGUGAAAAAGAGCAGUGGUGUCUAUCGACUUUAGGCUACCUGAAGGCCUUCUCGAGGCAAUAUGCUUCUGAGAUUUGGCCUCACAUGGAGAAGUUGGAUGCGGAGGUUCUAACGGAAGAUGUGCAUCCUCUUAUUCGGAAAGCGGUUUAUUGUGGCCUUCGUCGACCAGUUGAUGGGUUGUGAAACCUCAACUCGCCUGCCCCUCCCCUGAAAACAAAACAAACCAGCAAACAAAACAACAAUGCAUGUAAAUGUCGAUGCGGGAACCUGAUAGAUUCGAAGGAGAUGAGGCUAGCUUCUGCUGCUGCUGCUGCAUGUAUAAUGAGAGUAGGUAAUUUGUUUGUCUAGUUGGAGAUACGUGUACAAUCUAGUUGAUAUGUAACCAAAGCAACUAAUUAGAGGCUAGUAUUAUGAAAAUUCUUUCCAAUGGGCA
Prunus dulcis (almond) is the source of this 1839-nucleotide messenger RNA. Its product is annotated as nuclear cap-binding protein subunit 1-like. The coding region runs from base 36 to 1589 and encodes 517 amino acids. The transcript has 8 exons. Gene Ontology annotation, cellular component: nuclear cap binding complex; nucleus. Gene Ontology annotation, biological process: mRNA export from nucleus; nuclear-transcribed mRNA catabolic process, nonsense-mediated decay. Gene Ontology annotation, molecular function: mRNA binding; RNA cap binding. Lineage: Eukaryota; Viridiplantae; Streptophyta; Magnoliopsida; Rosales; Rosaceae. The record is from RefSeq and is a predicted model, not a curated record.